AUGGAGAAGGAGCUUACGCAGCACCUGAGUGUGACUGCCCGCUUCCCAGCAGUGUGGGAACCCUUCACCGAAUCUCCCGCUUUCCUCCUUCCUCCGCCAGGGCGACCCGCUGACAAGAUGGUGGUGGUGCCAUGGGAGCCGGUGGUGCGGUACGGGGGCUCGGUAGAGCUGAACUGCUCGCUGGCCUGCGCGGGGGGCACGGUGCAGAGAAAGGGGCUGGACACCAACCUGGGGAGCGUCACCUCCUCCCCUACCCACAGCGUCCUGCACAUCAGCAGCGCCGUGGUUGCCACGGAGGGCACCAAGAUCUGCCAGGGGAGCUGCCACGGGCAGCACUACCAGCACACUGUCAUCCUGAGGGUCUACGCUCUCCCGGACGCUCUGCAGCUGGAGGUGGACCCAGGGCAGCCCGACAGCCUGCGCUGCUCGGCCCGGAACGUGUACCCGAUCACAGAGGUGGAGGUCACCUGGUAUUGGGGGGACCAAGUGCUGGAGAAGGCAGCCUUCGAUGACACAGAGACUGAUGAGGAGCUGUAUGACAUCGUGUCCACGCUGCCGGUGGCUGGGAAGGAUGUGGGAGAAGGGGUGGAAUUCAGGUGCAAGGUGACGCUGAGCGUGGGGCAGGAGACCUUCAGCCGGGUGGCAUCUGUGACCGUGAGACCUAGGGGUGAGUGCUGGGGUGGGAGCUGGGGACCUGGGUUCAUCCGCUGGAGCCAACCCCCAUUGCCCUUGCGCUGCCUGAAAUACACAGAUCCCACCACAGCCCUGACCACCACACCGUGGGAGCCUGACACCGAGACCAUGCUGGAGACGGCUGCUGCCCACGACCCCCCCUCCACACAGCGCUCUGCUCCCUGUGACCUUGUCACAGGCAGUCCCAUGGCACGGCCAGCCACCGCCACGUUCCCUGGCUCUGGCACCACGAGCCCCCCAGCUGAGGCGCAGGGGACGGCUGCAGACAGCACCAGCUGGGGCUCUUCCCCAGCAGAGAAGGGGACAGGGCUGUCCGUGGGGACGGUGCCUGCCUGCUUGGUAACAUUUUGGUCUCUAAAACUAAAACAUUUGACGCGGGGCAGGGCCCUGAGCAUCGAGUGCCAUGCAGGGUGUGCCGGGAAUGCCACCGUCCGCUGGCUGCAGACCCCCGCAGCCCUCUCGCAGUACCGGGAGGAGGUGUCGGAAAGCAGCUCCACUCUGCGCCUGGACCGCGCCGAACCCCAGCACCAGGGCCACUAUCAGUGCACCCUGCUUGGCCACGGCUCCCAGGUGGUCAGUCUGCAGCUGAUGGUCUUGGAUGAUUCGUUCAGCACGGGCCCUGCCAUCGCCAUGGGGACAACAGUCUCGCUGUUGGGACUGAUCGUGAGCGGCAUCAUGUCUCAUCGCCUGUGGAAACGAUUCAGGUCUCGGUACGAGCUGUCCUAGGCGCGGGAGCUGCCCACAGACACCCACCGCCCUCUGGACCCGUCCCUGCCGUCGC
Molecule: messenger RNA, 1474 nt
Organism: Egretta garzetta (little egret)
Lineage: Eukaryota; Metazoa; Chordata; Aves; Pelecaniformes; Ardeidae
Gene: MADCAM1
Product: mucosal vascular addressin cell adhesion molecule 1
Exons: 5
Coding region: 1-1419 (472 amino acids)
Biological process (GO): leukocyte tethering or rolling; heterotypic cell-cell adhesion; integrin-mediated signaling pathway
Cellular component (GO): membrane
Molecular function (GO): integrin binding involved in cell-matrix adhesion
Source: RefSeq, a predicted model, not a curated record